Ruditapes philippinarum (Manila clam) is the source of this 9993-nucleotide messenger RNA. RefSeq lists its product as uncharacterized. The transcript has 16 exons. Gene Ontology annotation, molecular function: protein binding. The coding region runs from base 1 to 8181 and encodes 2726 amino acids. The record is from RefSeq and is a predicted model, not a curated record. Lineage: Eukaryota; Metazoa; Mollusca; Bivalvia; Venerida; Veneridae.
AUGAACAAUAGCUAUAUCGAAAACAGAACGGUACAUAUCGAUCGAACUGCUCCACACAUCAACAACGUAGGUCUUAUGAAGAAUGGUGUGAAAAGCUUAUUUGUACACAACGACAUGGAUCUUUCAAAAAUGAAUCUGUCAUUUGAUGCAUUAGAUCCACACAGCGGAAUACUCAAUAUUGACUGGACAUUUGGAAUAUUAGAUUCUGGUGUAAUUCUUGGUUUUCAGAAGAAUGGUCCAGUUCACAUUGAAAAGGAAAGCUGUACCAAGACCUUAGAAAAAUGCUAUUGUCCUCAAAUUGGCAGUUGUGAGAUUUUCGCUUACAAUAUACCAUUGAAUAUACUUGUUAAGAACAAUACGAAUAUAGGAAAUCACAAUCGGAAUUACUUUUUCACUGUCAAAGUGACAAACAACGCAGGUUUAUCAAACAUAGAACACAUGGACAUUCUUGUUGACAAUUCACCACCAGAAAAAGGCGUGGUUUAUGAAGGACCUGUUGGUACACCAGACAUUGACUACACUAGUGACACGUCUUUUGUUAUCCGUUGGCAUGGUUUUAUUGAUCAUGAGAGCGGCAUUAAAGAAUACAGAAUUAAAUUAUCGGACACAUGUGUAACAAAGGAGAAACUCUUAACAAAUGAUGGACACCAAAACAUAAGCGAAUACAUUAAAGUACCUUAUACCGAAUCUACAACACGAAUAAAUGCGCAUUUUACAGGAAAGAAAUAUGUAAAUAUCAUUGCGAUAAAUAAUGCCAUGGACGCAUCAGAAGUUGCUUGUUCCGAUGGUAUAACACGAGAUGACACGCCUCCAGAUGUCCAAAAUGUACGAUUGCAGCAUGGAAAAUGGUCAGAGUCUUUAUUUUGUACGAGGGGUUAUGCUUGGCACUUAAAAUCUGAUUUGAAGAAAAUGAUUUUACCAAAUACCACUCUUUGCAACCAACGAUGUAAGGAAGAUAGUACCGGGUUAGAUAUAUUCAAUGUCCUUCCUAUCAAAAAAAGAUACAACAAUGACACAAAUGUAAGUGAAUAUUUGUGCAAACAUCUUCCUAUGUACGAUACCGACAAUGUGAUCUACCUUCCUACUGACCAUAUUGAGAUUUUGUGGGAUAUAAAAGAAAACGGUAGUCAAAUUGAAGAUUAUUACGUCGGACUUGGUCUAAAAUCUGGUAAUAAGACAUCAGCCUCUAUUGUUGAUUACAAAUCUACCAAUGGAAAGAGAAAUUUCAAAAUCGGACACACCGGUGUAGGGUCUGGAAUUUUAUUUUACGCAUAUAUAAAAGCAGUAAACAAAGCAAAGACGGAAACAAUUACAGUAUUAGGUCCCAUCCUUAUUGAUGAAACACCUCCGAUUUUCAAUACUAAACCAACUAUUCGCUUGGGAACACAUUUAAUAACAAUUGGCUGGGACAAAAGUACAGUUUACGAUCCUGAGCAAAGCGAUCAAGUCAAUCAAAUCUUUUUUCAAAUAGCUCAUGAUACUAAUGUUGUAUCUCCAUUUUUGGAAUGGCGGUUGGAAGAUAAAAAUUCUUGUUCAAAUUUUUCCGGAGGAUGCAUUACUUAUCCUUUAGAAAGGUUGCAAAAGAUGGACACAGAUUCAGGAUUAAAUUUUACAAUAAAGGUGUUUGCAUAUAACAAUGCCGGACACUUUGCAACAGAAGUAACAGAACCAUUUAGGAUCCCUUCACGAUAUCCACCAGGCUAUGCGAUAGUUAAAGAUGUUGACCCUUUUGGUCAUACGAGAACGCAUAUAAGGGACGUGGAUGUUCAUUUUACUACAAAUAAACUUUGUACUGAAUGGAAUGGCUUUGCACACCACGAACAUGUUGCUAUAGAAAUCGGUGUAGGAACAAAUAACGUGACUACAAAUGUUAUCCCAUAUCAGGCCACAAAUGGUUCAAAUGUUGCAUGCAUUCAAUCUAGGGCAAUUGUCUUCAAUAUAAAGUACUUUAUUCUAUUGAGAGCUACUUGCUCUGGUGGAGAAACUAUUUCUAGCUCAAAUGGAGUCACCAUUUUAAAUGAAACAAAUUUAACGGAAAAUUUUAAAAUUUGCAUUGGGGUAGCCUUAUUCAAUACGGAAUGGAUUCCACAAUUGCCACAAAAUUCAUCGCAAGCAAACUUCUGUGCUUCCAGAAAUCUCGAGCUUGGGCAAAAAUCCACUCUUAUUAUAAAUGGCGUGAAUAGAAAUACUUUCGUAAAAGUGAAUCAAUAUAUGUUUAUAGACGGCAUUGAAUACUUCAAUAGCAGCAUGAAAGUAGAAACUAUUAUUGUAUCAGUCGAAGAGAAGCCAUGCAUAGCAAUUUAUAAUGAGCCGUUGCGAAACAUAUCUGUCGAAACGUAUCACAAUUCCGAUGAUUGGAAAAGGUUUAUGAAAGAAACAAAUACAUUUCCCGUUUCAUGGAAAUCCCACGAAAACACCUCUAUUCUCCGCCAUUUAAGAUAUAAAAUAGCUUUAAGCAAACUAAGUGACGCUUUGCAGAACACACAACUUUACAAAGUUAUUACGGAUUGGACAAAUGCAGAUAGAAACUCAUCGCAUGUCAUUCAUACUCAUUCACUUUCCCAGAGUAGUGAAUACGCCAUACUUAUAAGGAUAUGUACUUCAAAUAGAUGUAUCGCCCAAAUUGUUUCCAAGACAUUUAAAAUAGAACAAUCAAUAGAAGCCGGACGAAUAAGGUCAUUUAACCUGGAGCUGAGCAAUAAAAAAUCGUGUAUUGGUAUUAAUCUUGAGUGGGAAAUGUUCCGAGCAAAGAGUAAUAUUUUAGUGUAUCAGUGGUCAAUUAGCAAAGAUAAAGAAGCAAAUGAUGUUCUGGCGAUAUGGAGAACUGUAUCUAACAACGGAGAUUCGGUUUACAAGGUAUCUAUGUGUAUAAAAGUACCCGUUCUCAGGCAUUCUACACUAUACCUCUGUGUAAGAGCAUUUUCUACAGCUGGAAACACCAAAACAAUCUGUAAGACAGCUUCAGUUGUUGUGGAAGCUGAAUUCGAUACAAAUACUUUAUAUGACAUAGAUUCAUCAUUGCCGUCAUGGAAAAUAAUCAAAGAGAUGAUACAUAGUUCAAACAUAGGAAGCAAUAAUGCAGUAUUGCACAAUUCAGAAAUGGACUUUGGGAAUACGAAUACCUCAGUUGUAGGGAUAAUUAUGUAUGCAACAGAAAGAAAAGUAAACUGGUUCCUGAUGAAACACAAGCACGUUCCGGAUUUUAAUCAAUGUGAAAAGGAUUCUGAUUGUGUCUUUACAACACAAACACAAAACGGAUUUGUUUUGUUUGACAAAAAAGUAAUUGAGAAAAAUACUUUUUAUUACACAUGCGCGUAUUCAAAUGCAAGCUCCGUUUCGCGUGAAUUAUUCACAGAAAUGUUCUCCGAGAUUCGUGUUUGUAGUAAUGGUUUCAUUAUUGAUGACACUCCACCGUUUGGUGGACAUGUAACUGUAUUACACUCUGGCGGGUUUAUAACCAGACGCGGGGAACUGAACAUCUACUGGAGUGGUUUCGAUGAUAACGUAGAUACAGCCCAACUUGGUUAUGUGGAUAGAAUAAAAUUCUAUUCUUGUGCAGUCGGAAAAAGACCCGGUAGCGAAGACAUUGUACAGUACAUCGAUGUUGGAAACACACAACAUGCGGUGAUAAGGAGUUUUACUGUUAUAGAUGGAAAUGUUAUAUAUGCUUCAGUCAAAGCAACGGACCAUGCUGGACUUUCACGUGUCGUAUAUUCAAACGAGAUGACUGUCGACAGUUCGCCACCUGUGUCGGGCAAAAUCAGUAUAAAUGCAGACUCUGAGUACAUCAGUUCAAAAUCGGUUGAAAUAGGUCUCACUGGUUUCUCUGACGAUCAAAGCGGUAUAGAAUAUUUUGAAGUCGCAUUUGGGUCAGAUGAAUACUUAGAAGAUGUUCAAACAGGAUCAAAGUUUUUAUCAGACAAUAUCGAAGUAGACUUACCGGAAAACAUGCAUGACGGACAUAAGUAUUUCAUUAAAGCAAAGGCCACGAAUAGAGCAGGGUUAUCGUCAACAUCCGUUUCAGUGGUGAUAAUUCCUGAUCGAUCCGCUCCUACAGGGGGAGUCGUUAUUGACGGAGACGGAGACAGGCUGUUCUACAAAGACCGAGAUUUUCAAAAGGAACUAGGAUAUAUUCAAGGUCACUGGAAAGGUUUCAACGACCCACAUAGUGGUGUUAACUUUUAUAGAGUUGGUCUUGGUACCAAACGAUACCAGGAUGAUGUUGAAGAAAUGAUGGACGUCGGUCUUCACACAGAUAUUAUAUGGAAUGGUACAUACGAAGUUGGGAAAAAGUAUUUUCUUACGGUAGAAGCAUGCAAUGGUGCAAAACUGUGUCAGUCAGUCUCGUCAGAUGGUAUUUUACUGGAUAACUCACCUCCUAUACAUGGUAUUGUCAAAGUUGGCAACGGGAUACAGCAUCAAAAAUACGUUCCGACAGGAAAAUCCGUGCAUAUCCGAUGGGUUGGUUAUGAAGACCCACAGUCAGGUAUAGAUCAUUAUGAGUAUUGCCUAGGAACUAAGCCUUUAUUAUGCGAUGCGUUAUCAUUUCAACCUUGCUUACUCGAGUCUAGCAUUAUUAAGACUGGAUUAAAUCUAACACAUGGCGACUCAUAUUAUGCAUCUGUGAAAGCUUUUAACAGAGUUGGAUUGAGCGUUACAACCGUCUCAGAUUCCUUUACAAUUGAUAAUACACCGCCUGUGAUAAUAGAAAAACCGACAUUUAAUACCGAUGGCAUGGCAGGAUUAGAGGCCCAAUGGGAUAGAUCUGUGUUAAAAAUUACCUGGAAAUUUAUUGAUGAUGAAAGUAAAAUUGCCUUUCACAUAAUCACAUUGAAAACUCAUCACGAAGGACAUACACCUGUAGAGCAUAUGCAUUUAGGUAAUGUUGAUUCAUUGACAAUAGGUCUUAAUGAGACAAAUUGGCUUCAUAACGGAGAUAAGUAUUUCGUUCUCAUUACAAGCUGUAACUCUGCUGAACUUUGCACGACAAGCCAAUCAGAAAAUCUACUUAUAGAUUCUUCUCCACCUCACCAAGGAGGUUUCAAGCCACCAAUGACAUGGCGUAAUUUUAUUGAUGCAUCAAGUCAGGCCAGAUCUAAAAUUAUGAUAACAUGGUAUGGCUUUGUUGAUGCAGAAUCAGCUAUAGAUGCGUAUUACUUAACGGUUAGUCGAAGUUAUAGUGGGGAUGAGCUUUCCGGUGGAACUAUAGCUAGAGAUGCAAAAAAUGAUUUAGAUGUAAAGAAUACUACAAUCGUUCUCAGCGAUUCGCUUAGAGAAGACGAGUCCUUGAUACUUACUAUAUGGGCGAGGAAUAAAGCUGGUCUGAAUAGUUCUGUUGCAAGAAUUACUGUUAGUGUACUAGUGUCAAACAAAGGAAUUUCUAAAAACAUGUCCGGUGUGUUAGAAAUUCAAAAACAUUCGUGCGACAUACACUACUGUAACAAAGAUUGCACAUGCGCAGUUCUUGGCAGCCCGUGCGUAGAUGUUCAAAUUAAUCAAAAAUGUACAAAUCUGAACAAAACUGACGUGAUAAGUUUUAAUUAUCCAGAGAUAGAUGUCUUUGGUGGACUUAACAGUAACCGUCGGGACAUUACGGAGUCAUCAGCUUGCCUGUCUGCUCAUUGGAUACCACAGGGUGACGAUAGUAUGAUUCAAAGAUACGAGUGGAGCAUGGGUAUCAUGAAUGAACCUGUUGGUGUAGGAAUAUUAGACUUAAAAUCUGAGACACCGUGGAAAGAUGUUGGAAAACAGGUAGAAACAGUUUACUGUGUAUCCACAAGCUCGGGUCUUCAGCAUGACAUUGACUACCAAGUUUAUGUCAGGGCUUGGUAUACUUGGAAUACAUUUGCGGUUUUUGUUUCUCCACCGAUCCGCAUUGACCACACACCGCCCCACCAUGCAAAAGGGAAGAAUAUCAAAGAUUCAGAUGGAACAUGUUUAUUUGAUUUUGAUGUAAUUGACUGGAUGGAUUCAAUGACUGCUUGUUGGGAUAAAGUUUUUGCCGAUUCACAGGGGAAAAUAAUCUAUUAUACAGUUUCAUUGGGAACCACAAUAAACGGGAGCGACAUAUACGAAGUGAAAAAUGUUGGACUUGCAACCAAUAUUACAGUAUCGAAUCCAAAGCUUUCUCAUGGAACCCAUUACUACUUUACCGUCACAGCUUACAACAGCGUUGGUUUGCAUACAACAUUAUGUUCGGAUGGAUUCCUCAUAGAUAUGGAUACACCAGUUACAGGUGUAGUCUUCAACACAGACAAUCAUUUAGAUUCUGUUUUCCAAUCAUCAAAAACAUCUUUUGGUAUAUCUUGGCACGGUUUUGUUGAUCGUCAGUCUGGCGUUCAGUCCUAUUUUGUUGCAGUUGUUGACAAUUCUGUUACUAAUUACACAAAUGUAACAUUUUUAGAUGUUAAACUGAAAAAUAAGCAUGUCUUUCACGAUAUUGAUCUUCAACACGGAAAGUUAUAUAAGGGCCUUGUAAAGGCUGUAGAUAAGGCAGGACAUUCAACAGAUGCGGUAUCUUCAAAACCAAAAUUAAUUGAUGAAACGGCGCCAAGAUCAUUCGAAUGUGACCAAUAUCAAAACCAAAGAAUUUUACUACAUGAGAAAAUACCAUCUACAAACGGUACAAUAUCGUUCAGCGGAAAUAUGAGCAGCAAUAGAAAUUACAUUUUGAAAGGAAUUCUAACAGGUUCUUCAAGAUCAAUUAAACCAAUAAUAUCAUUUGGAAGAAAUCUCAUUAAGUUGCCAGUAACUAUAAAUAACAAUAACACGGUUGAAUUCCAACAUGACUUUAUAUCAAAUUAUUUUGGGAUUGUUCUAUUUGAAAUAUCUGGACUUGAAGCCUUGGCAUCGGAAACCAACUUCUCGAUUGAUAUUAAAUUGUCCAAGUGUAUCUUAGAUAAAAGGGGGAACGGUAAAGGGUUAACAGUCAGGCAAAUUGGUUCAUCAAAAUUAUUGGUGGACAUAAAGAUUUUAGAUGAAGACAGUUCACUUUACAAGGUUCAGUUAGGACUCGGAACCUCUCCAGGUGGUUUUCAGAUAAAACCAUUAACAGUUGUACAUGUGGAUUCAAGCAGAUAUGUCGACGUGGACGUUCAGAAUGGCGCUAAAAUAUAUGGUACUGUACUGGCAGAAAACCAUGCUGGAUUAAAAUCAGUUUUUAAGUCAGCACCGAUAACAAUGGAUAAAACACCGCCUUUGAUAUCACAAAUCCAACAUGAAUUGACAGCUAAUUCUCUUAAAGUCAGUCAAUCAAAUACAACGUUUCGACUUCAAGUAAAAUGGGAUGUCACAGACAAAGAAAGUGGUGUGAAAUACUGCCUUUGUCGUAUAGGAAAACACCUCGACUUUGAAUAUGUUGAAGGAUACAGAUUAUCUGAUACAAGCGAAACUUGUCUAUUCAAUGGGUUAAACUUAGAACAUGGCGACCUUAUCUUUGUGCAUGUAAAAUGUAUUAACAACGUUGAACUGGCUACUGAAAAGGUUUCCAAAACAAUACCGGUGUCAAUUGAUGCUCCUGACAGCAGUCUUGCUGCUGUUAAUUUUAUUUCUACGGACAAAAGCGUUCACGAUGGAUAUCGUGGAAACAACAACACGACGGCUAUUUCCGGCAACAUACCAUUCAUACAGACUGACCGUUCCCGUCUUAAAUUCGAAUGGAUAGGAUUUGAGGACAUGACAGGCAUCGAUUAUUAUGAAUAUCGACUUGUAUGUCAGAAUGAUACUAUUCUUGACUGGAAACGUAAUGGGAAACAUACAGUUGCAGAAUUAAACGGUGUUGAUCUACAUUCUGGAAUGAUGUACACAGCCGAAGUAAGGGCUAUCAAUUAUGCCCUACAUGCAAGUAACCCUGUCAUCUCACAUGUGGUCGUUCAUAACGAAGAACCUAAGCUUACAGGUAAACCUUUGUCAGUUACCAGAAGAAACCAAUUUGUUGUUUUCGACUGGAAUGGUGUGUUUAAAUUAGUUGACGAUAUCUCUGUAACAUACGAUGUCACUGUAGGAACAAAAUCUGGCUAUUCAGAUAUCCUUGAAUUGAAGAGUACCAAACUGAAUAAAUAUGAAGUCAUUGUUCCGCAGUCAACAAUUAUUGCUCCUGACAUUCGGGAACUUUUCAUCUCCGUCCGGUGCUUAUAUUCGACAGGGUUAUUUACCCUUUACCACUAUAACUAUAAACUGUAAGUUAAAUGGAAACAAUUAGAAACAAAACGCGUUCAAUCCAUACGUUAAUAAUACUUUUAAAAAAUCUUAACAUUAUAAGCAUGUUUGUAAAUAGUUUCCGACUGGUUGUUUGAAUUUAUGUAUAAAUGGUCUGUAAAAUACUGUGCAGUUCUUAAAUGUCCUUUUUCAAAUCACAUACCUUACUUAGGGUAAAAAAUAUGUCAUAUUAAUGCGCUGUAUUUUCAACAUAAUUUUGGAAUAUUUUUAAUGAUUAAUAUAAUAAACUGUAUUAGUGGUUAAUUUUGCGACGUGGAAAUAUUUGCGAUUUUUGCGAUUAAAAAGUAUUCGCAAAUAUUUGAUCACGCAAACAUUAUUUCUUUUUUAAGCAAACCUUCUUCUCUCAUUUGAUAACACUUUUUCAUACAGCAUCUUACAUGAAUAAGUUUGACUGGUACUGAGGUUUAUUUUUCUCAUUGCUUGUUUGUUUAAGUUUGGUAUUAACAUAUCCCAAAUGUUUUAAUGAAACAAUAUAUGUGUUAAUAUCCCAAUAAGUUAUUCAUAUAACAAAAGAAUAUUUCAAAAUUUCAUACAGCAUCUUACAUGAAUAAGUUUGACUGUUCAGGUACUGAGGUUAAUUUUUCUCAUUGCUUGUUUGCUUAAGUUUGGUAUUAACAUAUUCCAAAUGUUUUAAUGAAACAAUAUAUGUGUUAAUAUCACAAUAAGUUAUUCAUAUAACAAAAGAAUAUUUCAAAAUCUGACAAAGAAAUGUGUGAACACAUUGAACAGGUCCUUUAUCAAACAAAUAAUGUAUAUUAUAAACAAAUAAAUAAAUAAUAAAGGUAUUUAACAAGUGAAUAGAGCGAUAACGGCAUAUUUUUCAUGUAUCUGCUUUAUUAAUGAUAUCUCAAAAACUGAAUAAAAUUCAAGAAAUCAUAUUUUCGCAAAUAUUUCCGCACGCAAAAAGUCCACUUUUUGAAAUUCGCAAAAUUUUUGUGACGCAUAAAUAUCCAAUUUAUACAGUAUUGUAAACAAUUUAAUUCAACACAGUUUUUAUAAGAAACUUCAUGCCGUAAAAAACAGUCAUCAAUAACUUAAAGAUAUGCAAACAUAGUUCUUGUAUUCUUUGAAAACGGAUGGAAAUAGUGUAAUAUAUUCAGACAUAGUUUUGUGAACAUUUGAAUGCGUUCGCAUUUAUUAAAGUAUGUCUUCUUUAAAAUAUAUUCGUUAAUCAUGACCUGAGGCGUGUAAUUUUAAUAGUGAUAAUGAUUGAUAAAGGAUAGAUGGUGUUUAUUAUAAGAAUGUCAAUAUGCAUAUAGCUCAUAUAAAAGUUUUCUUUUCCGUCCAAUAACAGUAAUUUUUAAUUUCCCAGUGUUUGUUUUUAUGAUUAUUUAAGCCACUUAUAAUAAUAAUUGUAUUUCUGGAAGACAAUCAAUUUGAUACUGAAUUUUUUGACUCUUAAUAGUUGUUUUCUUCUUCUUUGUUUUCAUUCUUAUCUCAAUUGGUGUUCUGUUAGAUUCAAUCCGUCCACAUAUAUAUUUUCAUUUUUAUUGCGUGUGUGUCACAUAUCGAAAACACUUACAGCAAUAGUUUGUUUUACUGUAAUAUCUACUGUAUAUGUAUAUGCCUUUUGAUAGGUAUUUCAAAUGACAUUUUUUUGUAACAUUCGUGAGGUUUCGUGAUAUAUACCUUCCAGUUAGGUAUUAAAAUGGUCAAGGAGGAGUGCUAGAGCCUACCUGUUUUAAUGCUGUGUGUACAUGCAUAGUAUAUAUAAUGUGCAAAGGAAUUUGUAUAUUUGUAUUAUUAAUGUAAAUAUAAUCAGAGAGCAAUUUAAAA